Molecule: messenger RNA, 917 nt
Organism: Branchiostoma floridae (Florida lancelet)
Lineage: Eukaryota; Metazoa; Chordata; Leptocardii; Amphioxiformes; Branchiostomatidae
Product: complement C1q and tumor necrosis factor-related protein 9-like
Exons: 2
Coding region: 1-717 (238 amino acids)
Molecular function (GO): protein binding
Source: RefSeq, a predicted model, not a curated record
AUGAAGAUUGCUGUGCUGGUUUCCCUCCUUCUCGUCCUCCGCACCUUUGCGGCACUGGAGACAGACCAGGGCGGCGUCUGCUCCCGUCAACUCAACAACAGUCAGAACAUCACGGUGGUGGCGGCGCCUGGAGCCAAGGGCGAGCCGGGGACUAAGGGACCGCAAGGACCAAAAGGGGAGCCAGGUGAGAGAGCUCCAAGAGGCGCGCCAGGUAAGCUGGGUCCGGUCGGACCAGCAGGUGAGAAGGGAGAUAAAGGUGAACAGGGACCGGCAGGUGAGAAGGGAGCACCUGGUACCAGCCCACCUGCUCCACCUGUCGUGGCGUUUUCCGUGGCAAGGACGAGCAGUCUUCAGAAACCUUCGUCCGACACUACACUGACGUAUGACGUCGUCCUUAGCAACGUGGGUGGGACCUACAACCAGGAGACGGGGAAGUUUGUGGCUACAGUCGGAGGCGUCUACUUCUUCACCUUUACUGGUAUGACGCCGCGUUCCACUUCCAACUAUUACGUCCGUCUAAUGAAGAAUGGUGCACGGAUGGUUAGUCUGUACGCGAGCAACGGCGGAAACCCCAAUCACCAGUCCAGCAGUAACAGCGCUAUCCUGCAGCUGCAGCCUGGGGACGAGGUUUGGGUGCAGCUGCACAAGGGUCACAGUUUGUUCAGUGAUGGCAGUAGGUACCUCACGUUCAGUGGGUUCCUCGUUCACGCUACUUGAGCGAUGUUUGUAGAAAAAAAUGAUGCAUCGUACAUCGUACACUUCGAUUGAAAAGGUUGAGUUACUUUUAAGAAUUCGACAUACGAGUGUUUGCGCCACAUAGUAGGAAAAUUAUGUGUUACCAUAAUAUCAUAAAGGUCGUGAAUAUUUGUUGUGUAAUUUGUUUGAAACCGUAUAGCUCGUAUUUUCAUAGCCGAGAC